GAACCGAAUAGGGUUUCUAACGUACAAAUUGGAUACGGAAAACUCCAAUCGGAUUCCCUUGGAAGCAACCUACCUCCAUAGUACAUACCGCUCUCUCUUUCUGCAAUAUUCUACGCACAUUUACCACGAAGUGGUGUGACACCGAAGAAAUCUCCUCAUACAACUGAUUCAUCUACGAAGGAAACGGUAAUCCAGAUUCAGGAAGCAACAAUGAUGCCAGCGCCAUCAAGUUCAUCAACCAAGAAAAGGCGAAAGAGAGGCGGAGGACAACAACAACAACAACAGCAACAGCAGCAGCAGCAAAACCCUGUGAUUGCGGAGUCCACUCGUAUUCAUAUUCGACGGACACUUGAACAGUUUCGGGCAUCCAAUGAUGAAGCUUACACAUUUGAAGCCAACCUUACAAACUUUGAACGUGCUGAGGUACACAAGUUAUGCAGAAAAAUGGGUAUGAAGUCGGCAAGUUCUGGGCCUAAAUCAGGGAAUAACAGGCGUGUUUCAGUUUACAAGUUCAAGGGGAAGCCAAAGAAUGUCAAAACCAAGAACGAUCUCACCUCUUUUACAUUUUCAGAAGAGGGAAAAGUAGUUUUGAGGGACUUUUUUUCUCUUUAUCCACCUGGUGAUCAAGGGGAGGGUGAAAAGAUCAUGUCCACAUCUAAGAAAAAUACUGAUAACAUACGAACAAAGACAGAUGAUAUUCUUUGCAAACCUUCAAUGAAAAAGGCUGAAAUUGCUGAAAAGUUUAAUUCAGUUGUUGCCAGAAUGGAAUCAGACCUCAAAUUGAAACAGAUUACUGAAGAUAGGUACAAACUUCCAAUUGCAUCCUUUAAGGAUGUUAUUACUUCAACAAUAGAAUCUCAUCAGAUUGUUCUCAUAUCUGGUGAAACUGGGUGUGGAAAGACAACACAGGUGCCUCAGUAUUUGUUGGAUUAUAUGUGGGGUAAGGGUAGUGCAUGUAAAAUAGUCUGCACCCAACCACGGCGGAUCUCUGCGAUAUCUGUUGCUGAAAGAAUAUCUCAUGAAAGAGGUGAAUCUAUUGGAGAGAGUGUUGGAUACAAGAUAAGAUUAGAGAACAAAGGUGGAAGACAUUCAUCUAUUGUGUUUUGCACAAAUGGUGUCUUAUUGAGGGUCUUAGUAAAAGCUGGCAAUGGAAGAUCUGGAAGAGAAGCUUCAGCAAAGAUGGUCAAGGAUACAUUUCCUGACAUCACUCACAUCAUUGUGGAUGAAAUUCAUGAGAGGGACAGAUUUUCUGAUUUUAUGCUAACAAUCAUCAGAGAUAUGCUUCCAUUAUAUCCUCAUCUACGUGUGGUAUUGAUGAGUGCUACACUUGAUGCUGAACGAUUUUCUCAGUACUUUGGAGGCUGCCCAAUCAUACGUGUCCCUGGCUUCACUUACAAUGUGAAGAGGCUCUAUUUAGAAGAUGUACUUUUGCUUGUGAAGUCAAAAAAAGAUUGUCACCUUGAUUGCACUUCAAAAACAAAUGUAGAUGAAAACUCUCAAUUAACUGAAGAAUUCAAACUUGCCCUUGAAGAAGCAAUUCACAUAGCUUGGUCAACCGAUGAGAUUGACUCUCUUUUAGAUAUUGUUUCAAGUGGUGGAGAAAAUUUUCUCAAUUUUCAGCACUCUGUAACUGGGGUUACACCAUUAAUGGUGUUUGCUAGAAAAGGAAGAGUAGGUGACAUGUGCAUGCUUCUCUCUUUGGGUGCCAACUGUCAUUUACAAGAUAAAGAAGGAAAAACCGCACUUGCGUGGGCCCUACAUGUAAACCAAAAUGAAACUUCAGAUAUUUUAAGAAAACAUGUAAACGCAACCUCAGUAGGUUCCAAAGAUUCCAAAGAAGAACAGGUUUUACUCGAUAGAUACUUACAAGAUGUGAACCCUGAAUUAAUCGAUGUUAUCCUUAUAGAACAAUUAUUAAGAAAAAUAUGUACAGAAUCACAAGAAGGAGCUGUUCUUGUUUUUCUACCAGGGUGGGAUGAUAUAAAUAAAGCACGUGACAGAUUAACUUCUAGUGCUCUGUUUAAAGAUUCUUCCAAGUUUUUGAUAUUGGCUCUUCAUUCCAUGGUUCCAUCUAUAGAACAAAAGAAGGUCUUCAAAAGGCCUCCACAGGGUUGCAGGAAAAUCAUUCUCUCAACCAAUAUAGCUGAGACAGCUGUCACGAUUGAUGAUGUUGUUUUUGUGAUAGAUAGUGGAAGGAUGAAAGAAAAAAGCUAUGACCCGUAUAAUAAAGUUUCAACUCUUCAAUCUUCUUGGAUCUCACAAGCAAGUGCAAAGCAACGAGAGGGUCGGGCAGGAAGAUGCCAGCCUGGAAUAUGUUAUCAUUUGUAUUCAAAACUUCGGGCAGCUUCCCUGCCCGAAUUCCAAGUGCCCGAGAUUAAGAGAACACCAAUUGAAGAACUUUGUUUACAGGUAAAGAUUCUUGAUCCGGGAUGCAAAAUAGAAGAUUUCUUGAAAAAAACAUUAGAUCCACCUGUUUCAGAAGCUAUCCAUAAUGCGAUUACUGUUCUUCAAGAUAUUGGAGCUUUAUCACCAAAUGAAGAACUCACAGAACUCGGUGAAAAACUCGGGUCUAUCCCUGUUCAUCCGUUAACAAGCAAAAUGCUUCUUUUUGCUAUAUCCAUGGACUGCAUUGACCCUGCGUUGACUUUAGCUUGUGCAAAUGACUACAGAGACCCUUUCACUCUUCCAAUGUUACCAAAUGACAAAAGAAAAGCAGCAAAUGCUAAAUGUGAGUUAGCUUCAUUAUACGGUGGACAUGGUGAUCAAUUAGCCACAAUAGCUGCUUUUGAAUGCUGGAAAAAUGCCAAACAAAGGGGACAAGAAUCGAGAUUCUGUGCUCAGUAUUUUGUGUCUGGAGGUGUUAUGAAUAUGUUAUUUGGAAUGCGAAAGCAACUUCAAAAUGAACUUUAUAGAAACGGAUUUAUUCCUGAAAAUUCUUCAAGGUUUAGUGCAAAUGCUCAGGAUAUUGGUGUAAUUCAUGCGGUUCUUGUCGCAGGGUUGUACCCUAUGGUGGGAAAAUUACACCCACCGAAAAAAAAUGCAAAAAGAAUUGUUAUUGAAAAUGCAAACAAUGAUAAGGUGAGAUUGCACCCUCAGUCGGUCAACUCUAAGUUGACUUUCAAGAAAAAAGAUUAUUGUCCUUUGGUGAUAUAUGAUGAGAUAACACGUGGAGAUGGGGGUUUGCAUAUUAAGAACUGUAGUAUUGUUGGACCACUUCCUUUGUUAUUGUUGGCAACUGAGAUUGCUGUGGCCCCACUUGAUGAUGUCAGCGAUGAUGACGAUGACGAUGAUGUCAGCUUUGAGGGUAGUGAUGAAGAAGGUUAUGACGGAGAAAAGGGAGAUAGACUUAUGUCUGACCCUGAGAAUGUGGUCAAAGUUGUUGCGGACAGGUGGCUUUCGUUUGAGUCUACAGCUCUUGAUGUUGCUCAGAUAUAUUGCUUAAGAGAAAGGUUGUCUGCUGCAAUCAUGUUUAAGAUUACACAUCCAGGAAAAGAUCUUCCGGAACUUCUUGCAGCCUCCAUACACGCAAUAGCGAAUGUACUUUCUUACGAUGGCCUCGCUGGCAUCAACGCGCCACUUGUAUCCGUUGACUCGUUGACUUCAAUGGUAAGAGAAACCGACAUCGGGCAGCCGCCAGCUGGCGGAAAUAAAGGCAAAUUCAAGAAUUCAAACAACUUUCUUGGAUCGCUUUUAUAUAAUAAUGAUUCACAGAGACAAUGGUCAGGGAGGCCCAGACAUCAUGGUCAUCAUCAUCCAUCUACUUCUUAUUCUACACAAAGAAAUGAACAUCAGAUUCAGAAUUCAAAUUCACAGGGUGGCAUGGGGAAUGUUCAUGAGGGAAACAGGAAUGAAUUGAAUGGUUUGGGUUCGAGGGUUGACUCUUUGAAGCGCCAUCGUGGAAGCAGAGCUUGAUUUGAUUGUAUUUUGAUGGUUGUAUGAUGUAAUGUGAAUUGGGUUUUGAUUCAAAUGGGGUUACCCUUUUAUGUAAACAAUGUUGUUUGACGUGGUAGCCAUUUUGAAUGUGUUGUUAGCUUGUUAUUGUAGGGUGCGUGUGUUUCUUAUACAGGAUUGGACUAGAGUAGACAGGACUGGGCAAACUUUUAGGUCUCUAUUUGGAUACACGAUCCCACUUUUUUGGGUGGGACAAUCGUAAUUUGUCUUAUUGAAUCAGUUCCGG
Lactuca virosa is the source of this 4177-nucleotide messenger RNA. Lineage: Eukaryota; Viridiplantae; Streptophyta; Magnoliopsida; Asterales; Asteraceae. The record is from the annotation of a GenBank genome assembly.